AUGGCUGGUGGUUCUUGCCUACAUAUGUUAAAGGCUUUCCAUCCCGAGGGUUUUGAAGAAGCUGUUAUUGCAACUAUACUACGCGAGGUUUUAAAGGCAUUGGAGUAUCUUCACCGUCAUGGCCACAUCCAUUGUGAUGUUAAAGCUGGAAACAUUCUCAUCAGUGACCAUGGUGCAAUCAAGCUGGGUGAUUUGGGUGUUUCUGCGUGCUUAUUCGAUUCUGGUGAUCGACAACGUGCAAGGAAUACAUUUUGCGGGACACCAUGCUGGAUGGCCCCUGAGGUUAUGGAGCAACUGUAUGGAUACGACUUCAGGUGA
Messenger RNA from Helianthus annuus (common sunflower), 318 nucleotides. RefSeq names its product serine/threonine-protein kinase OSR1-like. Gene Ontology annotation, molecular function: protein serine/threonine kinase activator activity; protein kinase activity; ATP binding. The transcript has 3 exons. Lineage: Eukaryota; Viridiplantae; Streptophyta; Magnoliopsida; Asterales; Asteraceae. Gene Ontology annotation, biological process: protein phosphorylation. The record is from RefSeq and is a predicted model, not a curated record. The coding region runs from base 1 to 318 and encodes 105 amino acids.